Molecule: messenger RNA, 1183 nt
Organism: Xylaria bambusicola
Lineage: Eukaryota; Fungi; Ascomycota; Sordariomycetes; Xylariales; Xylariaceae
Product: CAP domain-containing protein
Exons: 1
Coding region: 175-819 (214 amino acids)
Cellular component (GO): extracellular region
Source: RefSeq, a predicted model, not a curated record
UAAAGUUUGUCUUUAGCUAUGCAAGACUAUUACGACUGAGGCGCACCGUCAAUGUAUAAUAUUCAUAUUCUCGAAGAAAUCUCUCUCGAAUGUUAAGACACGUUUUUUUAUUCUCCUUCUUCUCUUAGCACAAGCGGAAUACGCACCGCCAGCCCGCUUCCUACUUAGUUAUUCAUGAUUUUCAAGACAUCGCCAGCAUCCGGGGGCAAGGGAGGUCCUAGGCAUCUCGCAGCCCUCGUCCUCCUCCUGCUCCUCGCGCAACCAGUCUCAUCCAUGACGAUAACGCGAGCGACAACAACGCCACGUGCCGAACCCCAGUUCACAGAUACCCCAACCUUCACCUCGGCGAUCCUGAACAGCACCAACGUCUACCGCAAAGCGCACAACGCAUCGGCGCUGACGUGGAACGCCACCCUCGCCUCGUACGCAAGAUCGUACUUGUCCAAGGCCCCCUGCAAGAUGGAGCACUCGGGGGGUCCGUUCGGCGAGAAUCUGGCCGUGGGAUGCAGGAACGCGACAGCGGCGGUCGAGGCCUGGGGCGAUGAGCGGAAAUGGUACAACUACGAACGGCCGGGGUACAGCGCGAAAACUGGACACUUCACGCAGCUCGUGUGGAAGGCUACUAGGUCCGUGGGGUGCGACCGGAGCCUAUGCGGGGAGAAAGGGUGGCAUCUGGUGUGCGAGUAUUGGCCGCCGGGGAACGUCUUGGGCGCCUUCAAGAACGAGGUCGAUAGGCCGAAGAACGACUCUAGGCGUGAUCAUCUGGGUUGGUUUGGCUUUUUACCCGUAGGUAUCUUUCUUUGUUUGUUAUUCCCGUGAGUGUGAUUAUGAUGAUACUAAAUGGUUGGGCUUGUAGCGUAUUUAGUAUGGGAGUUCCUUGCGCUGGAUCGCGAGAUGGAAGUUUUACAAAGGAUACGCGGGAAUACCCAUUGGAAAGAAAUGCUCGAUAGCUUGUUUGAUGUUCGAGUUUGGGGUUUAUCAAUUGCGGCAACGAUUCAUCAUGGUUAUACACGACCUAUCGUGUAAAUCUCCUAUCACUCAUUACCUAGCAUAGAAUCUCUAUGAUACAAACUUGCGCGUUGCCGCAAUUCAGUCACUAGUUAGAUUAGGAAUUGGAUUUGGAUACCCAAUUGACAUUAUGCUUAGAGGUUAUAGAAAAGUCUAUCAUACCAUGUUUAACUAA